Molecule: messenger RNA, 642 nt
Organism: Colletotrichum acutatum
Lineage: Eukaryota; Fungi; Ascomycota; Sordariomycetes; Glomerellales; Glomerellaceae
Product: phosphoribosyl transferase
Exons: 3
Coding region: 1-642 (213 amino acids)
Biological process (GO): GMP salvage; hypoxanthine metabolic process; XMP salvage
Cellular component (GO): cytoplasm
Molecular function (GO): hypoxanthine phosphoribosyltransferase activity
Source: RefSeq, a predicted model, not a curated record
AUGGUUGAGAAGCUCUACGUCACGUACAACGAUGUGCACAACCUCUGCCAGGAGUCCGCCGUCAAGAUCCUCGAGACCUUCCAGCCCCAGCUCAUCAUCGCAAUCGGCGGCGGUGGCUACGUUCCUGCCCGUAUCCUCCGUUCCUUCCUGAAGAAGCCCGGCAACCCCAACAUCCCCAUCCAGGCCAUCGGCCUCUCCCUGUACGAGAGCCUUCCCGAGACUUUUGGCGGCAACUCUACCCCGGGCGUCCCCGAGGUCCCUGGCACAAAGGUUACCCGCACGCAAUGGCUUGACCUGACCGCUAUCGGCGAGAUGGAGAACCUCGUCGGCAAGCGCAUCUUGAUUGUCGACGAGGUCGACGACACCCGCACCACCCUCGAGUACGCCGUCAAGGAGCUGGAGAAGGACGUCGAGGCUGCUAGCCAGCGCCUCGGCAAGGGCCAGAAGACUGAGUUUGGCAUCUUUGUCCUCCACAACAAGGACAAGGCGAAGAAGGGCACUCUUCCCUCUGAGAUGAUGACCUCAGGUCACUACCUCGCCGCGCGCACCGUUGGCGACGUCUGGAUCAACUAUCCCUGGGAGGCCAUCGAUAUUGCCGAGCACGACCGCCACGCGGCCGAGGCCCUCGCUGCGCGCCAGUAA